This is a messenger RNA of Molossus molossus (Pallas's mastiff bat), 8376 nucleotides long. Its product is annotated as deleted in malignant brain tumors 1 protein-like. The record is from RefSeq and is a predicted model, not a curated record. NCBI's taxonomy places the organism in Eukaryota, Metazoa, Chordata, Mammalia, Chiroptera, Molossidae. Gene Ontology annotation, cellular component: membrane.
AUGGGGAUCUCCAGGGUCUUCCUCGAGCUGUGUCUUUUACUGGGUCCCGGUCUAACUUCAGCUGCUGUGACGCAUUCCACAUCCUGGCCAGGGUUCACCACCGAAUCGAGGUUGGACCUGCGGCUGGUGAACGGAGGGGACCGGUGUCAGGGCCGGGUGGAAGUCCUGUACCGAGGCUCCUGGGGCACCGUGUGUGACGACAGCUGGGACAACAACGACGCCAACGUGGUGUGCAGGCAGCUGGGCUGUGGCUGGGCCAGGGCGGCUCCAGGAAGCGCCCGCUUCGGCCAGGGCUCAGGGCCGAUUCUCCUGGACGACGUGGGCUGCUCGGGCCACGAGUCCUUCCUGUGGCACUGCCCGCACAACGGCUGGAACAAGCACAACUGUGGCCACGGCGAGGACGCCGGCGUCAUCUGCUCAGCUGCUGUCCCGCAUUCCACAGCCUGGCCAGCUGCGGUGACGCAUUCCACAUCCUGGCCAGGCUCGUGGCUGACUUCGACCCCCUCACAUCCCAGAACAACAGGCUCGUGGCUGACUUCGACCACCACUGCUCGUCCCACAACAACAGCUGCGGUGACAUAUCCCACAUCCUGGCCAGGGUUCACCACCGAAUCGAGGUUGGACCUGCGGCUGGUGAACGGAGGGGACCGGUGUCAGGGCCGGGUGGAAGUCCUGUACCGAGGCUCCUGGGGCACCGUGUGUGACGACAGCUGGGACACCAACGACGCCAACGUGGUAUGCAGGCAGCUGGGCUGUGGCUGGGCCAGGGCGGCUCCAGGAAGCGCCCGCUUCGGCCAGGGCUCAGGGCCGAUUCUCCUGGACGACGGCUGCUCAGGCCACGAGUCCUUCCUGUGGCACUGCCCGCACAACGGCUGGAACGUGCACAACUGUGGCCACGGCGAGGACGCCGGCGUCAUCUGUCAGGUGGGCCGGCCUGGGUGGCUCCUCUACUGCGGUGACGCAUUCCACAUCCUGGCCAGCUGCGGUGACGCAUUCCACAUCCUGGCCAGCUGCGGUGACGCAUUACACAUCCUGGCCAGCUGCGGUGACAUAUCCCACAUCCUGGCCAGGAGACCUGUGCACCUCAGGGGCAGGUGCCGGGAGGGGCGUGUGGCCCUGUCAGGGAGGCUGACAGAGGAGGUGGAGGACUCUCAGGUGACGCCUAAGCAAGGCCUUGACGUGUCUCCUCCAGGCUCUUGGCUGCCUUCGACCACCACUGCAGGUCCCACAACAACAGGGUUCACCACCGAAUCGAGGUUGGACCUGCGGCUGGUGAACGGAGGGGACCGGUGUCAGGGCCGGGUGGAAGUCCUGUACCGAGGCUCCUGGGGCACCGUGUGUGACGACAGCUGGGACACCAACGACGCCAACGUGGUGUGCAGGCAGCUGGGCUGUGGCUGGGCCAGGGCGGCUCCAGGAAGCGCCCGCUUCGGCCAGGGCUCAGGGCCGAUUCUCCUGGACGACGUGGGCUGCUCAGGCCACGAGUCCUUCCUGUGGCACUGCCCGCACAACGGCUGGAACGUGCACAACUGUGGCCACGGCGAGGACGCCGGCGUCAUCUGCUCAGGUGGGCCGGCCUGGGUGGCUCCCUCUCCUGACCUGUGCCCAAACCUGCCUGUGUCCUGCCGUCCUCCAGGGUUCACCACCGAAUCGAGGUUGGACCUGCGGCUGGUGAACGGAGGGGACCGGUGUCAGGGCCGGGUGGAAGUCCUGUACCGAGGCUCCUGGGGCACCGUGUGUGACGACAGCUGGGACACCAACGACGCCAACGUGGUGUGCAGGCAGCUGGGCUGCGGCUGGGCCAGGGCGGCUCCAGGAAGCGCCCGCUUCGGCCAGGGCUCAGGGCCGAUUCUCCUGGACAAUGUGGGCUGCUCAGGCCACGAGUCCUUCCUGUGGCACUGCCCGCACAACGGCUGGAACGUGCACAACUGUGGCCACGGCGAGGACGCCGGCGUCAUCUGCUCAGGGUUCACCACCGAAUCGAGUUUGGACCUGCGGCUGGUGAACGGAGGGGACCGGUGUCAGGGCCGGGUGGAAGUCCUGUACCGAGGCUCCUGGGGCACCGUGUGUGACGACAGCUGGGACAACAACGACGCCAACGUGGUGUGCAGGCAGCUGGGCUGCGGCUGGGCCAGGGCGGCUCCAGGAAGCGCCCGCUUCGGCCAGGGCUCAGGGCCGAUUCUCCUGGAUGACGUGGGCUGCUCGGGCCACGAGUCCUUCCUGUGGCACUGCCCGCACAACGGCUGGAACAAGCACAACUGUGGCCACGGCGAGGACGCCGGCGUCAUCUGCUCAGCUGCGGUGACGCAUUACACAUCCUGGCCAGGCACAUGGCUGACUCCGACCACCACUGCAGGUCCCAGUACAACAGGCUCUUGGCUGCCUUCGACCACCACUGCACAUCCCACAACAACAGGGUUCACCACUGAAUCGAGGUUGGACCUGCGGCUGGUGAACGGAGGGGACCGGUGUCAGGGCCGGGUGGAAGUCCUGUACCGAGGCUCCUGGGGCACCGUGUGUGACGACAGCUGGGACACCAACGACGCCAACGUGGUGUGCAGGCAGCUGGGCUGUGGCUGGGCCAGGGCGGCUCCAGGAAGCGCCCGCUUCGGCCAGGGCUCAGGGCCGAUUCUCCUGGACGACGUGGGCUGCUCGGGCCACGAGUCCUUCCUGUGGCACUGCCCGCACAACGGCUGGAACGUGCACAACUGUGGCCACGGCGAGGACGCCAGCGUCAUCUGCUCAGUACGGCAACUUCGCCCGACACCGUCACCUACCAAAUGGGAACAUGCCAUGUCCUCCUGUGCUGGUCCCCACAACCAGCCCACGAUGAGGCUCGUCAGCGGUCCCGGGAGGUGCUCUGGACGGGUGGAGGUUUUCUACCAGGGCACCUGGGGGUCUGUGUGCGGUGACGGCUGGGGGCUGAAGGAGGCUCAGGUCGUGUGCAGGCAGCUGGGAUGUGGCCAGGCGGUGUCUGCCCCCCCGGGCAUCCACUUUGGCCCUGGCUUUGGGAAGAUCCUCCUGGACAACGUGCACUGCAGCGGUGAGGAGAGCCACCUGGCCCUGUGUGCCCACGACACCUGGUUCACUCACAGCUGUGGCCACAAGGAGGAUGCCGCCGUCAUCUGCUCAGGUUCUCUAGCGGCGGACCACUCCCCUCCAGGUAAGACUGAUGUGGGCUAUUUCUGUGUUCCCUCCUACUUACUUCAGUCCUGUCUGGCUGAUAUUUAUCCUGUGCGAAGCAGAAUUAUCAUCAACUUUAUCAUCAACAACAUCCUCAUCGUCAUCAUCAUCUUCUUCAUCAUCACCAUCUUUGCCAUUGUCAGCAUUGUCGUCGUCAUCAUGGUCAUCAACUGCAUCAGCAUCAUCACUGACAUCAGCAUCAUCUCCACUGUCAUCAUCACCACUCAUUAUCACCACUGUCAUAUCAUUACCACUGUCAUCCUCAUCACCAAUGUCAUCAUCAUCACCACUGUCACCAGCAUCACCACUGUCAUCAGCAUCACCACUGUCAUCCGCAUCACCACUGUCAUCCGCAUCACUACUUUCAUCAGCAUCACCAUUGUCAACAUCAUCACCACUGUCAGCAUCACUGCCACUGUCAUCAGCAUCAGCAUCACCACUAACUCUAUGCCUCUGACCUUCUGUGACAACAAGGGGAGAGUAUGCAGCCACGUGGGCCAAAUGAGCUCGCUGUGCCACGGGCAAACAGCCCAUGAGAGCUCACUGCCCACGCCAUCGGCACCGCCAGAGGCUCAGCGCCCGCCUUCUGCCCCUCCAGGCUGGGCCCCCGUGAGGCUGGUGGGCGGCCCUGGGAGCUGCGUGGGCCACGUGGAAAUCUUCCAGGGGCCAGGGGGGCCAUGCGACAAUCUCUGGGACCUGCCGGGAGCAACCAUCGUCUGCAAGCAGCCGGGGCGCGGCUGGGCCAUUUCAGCCCCUGAGGCCCGCUUUGGGGAGGCUCCGGGAAGGUCCUGCCGGAUGACCGGCACUGCCGGGGGACGAGGGCACCUGGAACAGUGGCUGCACCGCGGCUGGCUGGCCCACCACUGCGGGCGCGGGGAGGACGCGGGGAGGACGCGGGCGUGGUCUGCCCAGGCAGGGCCGCGGCGGCUCUUCCAGGACAGUCGCCCGCUGGCUGCCAUGGCAGGGACCAUCGCUGCAGGGACACCUCUGUGCGGGGGCGUCAUCACUCAGUCCUCCGGGGCCAUCCGGAGCCCCCCGCAGGAUGAGCUGCCGGACAACGUGACCUGCGUGUGGGAAAUCAGGGCCCACGCAUCUGAGCACGUGCUGCUGGCGUUUCCGUAUCUGAACCUGAACUGCACCCACGAAUACUUUGAGAUCCUGGACGGCCCUCCAGCCUCAGCAAAGUCCCUGGGGAAGACCUGCUCUGGCUACUACCUCACCUACGCAUCCUCCUCCUGCUCGAUGACCAUCAAGUACUUCCGAAGCCUCAACCACAUCGGGAAAGCCUUCAUCGCUUAUUAUUACUCUGCAGCCCAAGCAACCCUGACAGCAGCACCCAAGGUGGUGACAGCAAGACCAGGGGACUGGCCAGAGCUGCGGCUGGCGGGAGGCUCGGGCCGGUGCUCAGGACGCGUGGAGGUCCUCCACCAGGGCGCCUGGGGCACCGUGUGCGAUGACCUGUGGGACCUGAGCGAAGCCGAGGUCGUGUGCCGACAGCUGGGGUGCGGCUGGGCCGUGUCCGCCCCUGGGAAGGCCCACUUCGGCCCGGGCUCUGGGGCCAUCCUCCUGGACGACCUCCAGUGCGCUGGGGUGGAGCGCCACCUGGGCCAGUGUGGCCACGCCGGCUGGGCAGAGCACAACUGCGGCCACCACGAGGACGCCGGUGUCACCUGCUCAGGGGACUGGCCAGAGCUGCGGCUGGCGGGCGGCUCGGGCCGGUGCUCAGGACGCGUGGAGGUCCUCCACCAGGGCGCCUGGGGCACCGUGUGCGAUGACCUGUGGGACCUGAGCGACGCCGAGGUCGUGUGCCGACAGCUGGGGUGCGGCCAGGCCCUUGCUGCUCCCGGAAGGGCCCACUUCGGCCCGGGCUCUGGGGCCAUCCUCCUGGACGACCUCCAGUGCGCUGGGGUGGAGCGCCACCUGGGCCAGUGUGGCCACGCCGGCUGGGCAGAGCACAACUGCGGCCACCACGAGGACGCCGGUGUCACCUGCUCAGAUGCCGAAGAGCUGCCUCCUCCCACACCUCCAGGUCUUUCUACAGCUUCUCAGGAUCACCUAACAGGAGGAGGAGCCUCCUGUGGAGGUGUCAUCUCCAGCCUCUCCGGCUCACUCUCCAGUCCAUGGUACCCGGACCACUACCCCGCAGACACCCAGUGCGUGUGGGAGAUCCGCGUGGGCAGAACGUUCCGCAUAAGGCUCACGAUUCCCAGUCUGAACCUGGAAGACGCCCUGGGGUGCCCCUACGACUCAGUCGAAAUCUUCGAUGGCCCCAGAAUCGCCGCGCUCUCCGUAGGGAAGUUCUGUGCUCCGGUCCCCGUGAUGUUUUUCUCCUCCUCGGACACCGUGACGGUGGUCUUCCGAAGUGACUCCACAGUCAGCAACACUGGCUUUUACGCUCUGUUCAGUGUGGUUCCCCAGGACCAAGGAGAGUCGGAAGACAGACUGGAGCUGCGGCUGGCGGGCGGCUCGGGCCGGUGCUCAGGACGCGUGGAGGUCCUCCACCAGGGCGCCUGGGGCACCGUGUGCGAUGACCUGUGGGACCUGAGCGACGCCGAGGUCGUGUGCCGACAGCUGGGGUGCGGCCGGGCCCUUGCUGCUCCCGGAAGGGCCCACUUCGGCCCGGGCUCUGGAGACAUCCUCCUGGACAACGUCCAGUGCUCAGGACAUGAGAGCCACCUCAGCCAGUGCCCCAGCUCCAGCUGGUCCGACCACAACUGCGGCCACCAAGAGGACGCUGGUGUCAUCUGCUCAGGUAGCCCCUCCUCCCAGGGCAAAGGUCCUCGAGUUUGGGGACAGCACCACAGCUCAGAAGCCCUUUGUUCCUGUCCCCCAGGUGUGUCCCUACGACUGGCGAACGGCAGCCACAGGUGUGAGGGCCGGGUGGAGGUUUUCUACAACGGCUCCUGGGGCACCGUGUGUGACGACAGCUGGGACCUGACCGACGCCACGGUGGUGUGCCGGCAGCUCGGCUGCGGCCGGGCCCUGUCAGCGCGGGGCUCCUUCGACCGGGGCACCGGCCACAUCCUGCUGGACGACGUGCGGUGCACGGGCAGCGAGGCCCAGGUGUGGCGGUGCCCACACAGCGGGUGGUUCGCCCACGACUGCGGGCACCAGGAGGACGCCAGUGCCGUCUGUGCGGGAGCCUACUCGGGGGUGGCCCUCCGGCUGACCGAUGGCGGUCACCGGUGCGAGGGCCGCGUGGAGCUGCACUACAAUGGCAGCUGGGGGACCGUGUGUGACGACAGCUGGGACCUGCGCGAUGCCCAGGUGGUGUGCGGACAGCUGGCCUGUGGCGAGGCUGUGGCGGCCCCCGGGAGGGCGCAUUUCGGCCGAGGCCAGGGCCCCAUCACCCUGGACGACGUGGAGUGCGUGGGGACCGAGGACACACUCUGGCAAUGCCUGCAUGACGGCUGGUUCUCCCACAACUGCGGCCACCAUGAGGACGCCGGUGUCGUCUGCUCAGAUCUGCCUGUGGUGGUGCACCAGCAGCUGGGCUGUGGGGUGGCCCUGGUGGCCCCAGGAGCAGUCUUUGGUGACGGCCCUGGCCCCAUUUUUCUGGACGACGUGUGGUGCACAGGCAACGAGGCCAGCCCGGGCCACUGCCACCACCUCGGCCUGUCCAUCCACAACUGUGGGCAUCAUGAGGACGCUGGGGCCGUCUGCGCAGCUCCCGAGGCGGCCCUGGACUCAGCAGACUCAGCAGACUCGGCGGACCCGGCGGACCCGGCAAAAUCGGCGGAAUCGGGGGAAUCGGCGGAAUCAGUGGAAUCCGCAGACUCGGGGGAAUCGGCGGACCCGGCGGACCCGGCAGACUCAGCAGACUCGGCGGACCCGGCAGAAUCGGCAGAAUCCGCAGACUCGGGGCAAUCGGCAGACCUGGCGGACCCGGCAGACUCAGCGGACUCGGUGGACCAGGCCGAAUCGGCGGAAUCCGCAGACUCAGAGGAAUCAGCAGAAUCAGGGGACUCGGCGGACCCGGGGGACUCGGCGGACUCGGCUGCUGCGGACCAGCCAGUGCGCCUGGCGGGCGGGCGCAGCCGCUGCGAGGGCCGGGUGGAGGUCAGGCACCAGGACGUGUGGGGCACCGUGUGCGACGACCACUGGGACCUCAGGGACGCCCGUGUCGUGUGCCGCCUUCUGCGCUGCGGCUCUGCGCUCAGCGCCCCGGGGCGCAGCCGCUUCGGGCCGGGCACGGGGCCCAUCCUGCUGGACGACGUGCACUGUGCGGGCACCGAGGACGCGCUGGAGCGCUGUGCCCACGCGGGCUGGGCCCGGCACGACUGCCAGCACCGCGAGGACGCGGGCGUGGUCUGCACAGGUGCAGCUGAGCCUGCGGUGCCCAAGGACCACGCCCAGCUCUCCUGCCUGCCUCACCGCUUCCAAGUCACCAUUGACCGGGGCUAUCUCCGGAGGCUGGGCUACUCCUCCUGGGACGUCCACUUAAAUGAUGAGCUGUGUCGCCCCCAAGUCACGGGGCGCUACCUGAUCUUCAGCAUCCCCUAUGGCCACUGUGGCACCAUCCAGCAGGACAGCCUCGGCUCCCUCAGCUACUCCAACUCCAUCAGAGGCCGGCCGUGGGGCCACCCUGGCCGAGUGGUCGUGCGGCACCGGGUGCCGCAGCUGAAGUUCACCUGCACCGUGGACGGCCCGUCAGCCAUUGAAAUUGUUCCUGGGGUUGACGUCGCGGGGCAGGGCGCCGGCUACGACGUGUCCAUAUCGUUCCUCGAGUUGCCCACGUCCCGGCACAUGGGGCCGUACUACGCCAGCCAGAGGAAGGAGGUCUUCCUCCAGGCCACCCUCCGCAGCCCCGAUCGCCACCUGAGGCUCGCGGUGGACACCUGCGUGGCCUCUCCAGAUCCCCGUGACUUUACGACUGUCAAGCACGAUUUGAUCCGGCACGGGUGCAUCAGGGACAACACCUACGUCAGCCUUCACUCUGACCAGAAGAACAGGGCCCAGUUCAAGUUCAACGCCUUCCACUUUCUCAGCAGCUACGACGUGGUCUACUUGCGGUGUGAAGUCGCCGUGUGCAAAGUGGGGGACCCCUCCUCCCGCUGCUCCCAGGGCUGUGCAGGGCGGAGGCGGAGGGGAGCGGGCGCCGUGGGGGCUACCGAGGUGCAGGCUGAGCAUCUCCAGGUGGUGGGGCCACUGGCGAUCCACAGGGGAAUUGAUCAGAGCAAGAACUUGGUGUGA